Eruca vesicaria subsp. sativa (arugula) is the source of this 654-nucleotide messenger RNA. The record is from the annotation of a GenBank genome assembly. NCBI's taxonomy places the organism in Eukaryota, Viridiplantae, Streptophyta, Magnoliopsida, Brassicales, Brassicaceae.
AUGGCGCCACCGAUUGAGAUUGCUACCACCAAAAACUAUGCUGAGAAACAAUCUUCACUUCCUCCUCUUAACGAGAGGAUACUUUCGUCCAUGACUCAGAGAUCAGUUGCUGCACACCCUUGGCAUGAUCUUGAGAUAGGACCUGAAGCUCCAGUUAUCUUCAACUGUGUGGUUGAGAUAGGAAAAGGUAGCAAGGUGAAGUAUGAGCUCGACAAAACUACGGGUCUCAUCAAGGUGGACCGUAUUCUUUACUCAUCUGUUGUGUACCCACACAACUAUGGGUUCAUUCCGCGUACCCUCUGUGAGGACAAUGACCCUAUUGAUGUUCUUGUCAUCAUGCAGGAACCUGUGAUCCCAGGAUGCUUUCUUCGGGCCAAAGCCAUUGGUCUUAUGCCAAUGAUUGAUCAGGGUGAGAAAGACGACAAGAUCAUUGCUGUUUGCGCUGACGAUCCAGAGUACCGUCAUUACAAUGACAUCAAGGAGCUUCCUCCUCAUCGUCUUGCUGAGAUUCGUCGUUUCUUUGAAGACUACAAGAAAAAUGAGAACAAGGAAGUAGCCGUUAACGAUUUCCUUCCCGCUAGUGCAGCCUAUGAAGCAGUUCAGCACUCCAUGGAUCUCUAUGCGGAUUACGUCAUGGAGACCUUGAGACGAUGA